AUGGCUCGUAUCAAGAUGAACGCACGUGUAUACGCUCCUGCCCUUCCAAAGUCCGUUCCUAGGACCAGACCACGUUGUACCGCGCUCACAAGAACAACAGGCCCUUGCCCUUUUGCUCUCGCCUCUCGAAUGUCCGUACAAAGAACUAGAACCCCGAGACAGGUUAAGAAGGCUCAUAGAUACAAACCAGGCACAGUUGCUCUUCGUGAGAUUCGAAAGUACCAAAAGACAACCGAUUUAUUGAUCAAGAAACUACCAUUCCAAAGGUUGGUUCGCGAAAUUGCUCAGGAUUUGAAGACUGAUGUGUGCUUCCAAAGUCAUGCUGUUUUUGCCCUUCAAGAAGCAUCUGAGGCUUACUUAGCAGGCUUGUUUAAGACACUAAUCUUUGUGCUAUUCACGCGAAGCGCGUUACUAUCAUGCCUAAAGACAUUCAGCUUGCAUUGA
Molecule: messenger RNA, 444 nt
Organism: Chenopodium quinoa (quinoa)
Lineage: Eukaryota; Viridiplantae; Streptophyta; Magnoliopsida; Caryophyllales; Amaranthaceae
Product: histone H3-4-like
Exons: 1
Coding region: 1-444 (147 amino acids)
Cellular component (GO): nucleosome
Molecular function (GO): DNA binding; protein heterodimerization activity; structural constituent of chromatin
Source: RefSeq, a predicted model, not a curated record